This is a messenger RNA of Parastagonospora nodorum SN15, 1543 nucleotides long. RefSeq lists its product as hypothetical. The record is from RefSeq and is a predicted model, not a curated record. Gene Ontology annotation, molecular function: L-alanine:2-oxoglutarate transaminase activity; pyridoxal phosphate binding. Lineage: Eukaryota; Fungi; Ascomycota; Dothideomycetes; Pleosporales; Phaeosphaeriaceae. Bases 1 to 1464 code for a protein of 487 amino acids. Gene Ontology annotation, biological process: biosynthetic process. The transcript is spliced from 3 exons.
AUGUCGUCGGGUAUCUCGCACAAGGUCCUGAACCUUGACAACAUCAACCCUCAUGUCCGCGCCGCCAAGUAUGCUGUCCGCGGUGAGCUGGCUGUAAAGUCGGAGGAGUACCGCGCGAAGCUGGCAAAGGGCGAGGGCAAGGACCUGCCUUUCGACACCGUCAUUGCCGCCAACAUUGGCAACCCACAGCAGCUGGACCAGAAGCCCAUCACAUUCUUCAGACAGGUCGCAAGUCUGCUAGAGAACCCAGGACUGCUGGAGCAUGAGAAUGUCCUCAUCGACAGUCUUGGCUACAAGUCGGACGUCAUUGCGAGGGCGAAGAAGCUGUUGAAGGAGGUCAAGAGCGUGGGCGCAUACAGCCAGAGCCAGGGCGCACCAGGGAUCAGACAGAGCGUUGCAGAGUACAUUGAGCGACGAGAUGGCUACCCAGCCAGCUUCGAGAACAUCUACCUCAGCAACGGCGCCUCAUCCGGCGUGAACACACUCCUCCACACCAUCUGCGCGAAGCCCGAGACCGGGAUAAUGGUCCCCAUCCCCCAAUACCCUCUCUACACCGCCACUCUCUCCGUUCUCGACGCCCGCGUCGUCCCAUACUACCUCGAGGAGGACCAGAAAUGGGGCACAUCUAUGGAUGCUAUCCGCACCGCAUACGACAAGGCAAUCGCAGAGGGAACCGACGUGAAGGCGAUAUGUGUCAUCAACCCCGGUAACCCCACGGGCGCAUCGCUGCCCGCAGAGGACAUCAAGGCUGUCCUGAAGUUCGCCGCGGAGAAAGGCGUAGUCGUCCUGGCCGACGAAGUCUACCAAACCAACGUCUUCAUCGGCGAAUUCAUCUCCUUCAAGAAAGCCCUGCGCGAUCUCCAGAAAGCCGAGCCAGGAAAAUACGACAACAUCGAGCUCGCGUCGCUGCACUCCGUUUCCAAGGGUAUGGUCGGCGAGUGCGGCCACCGCGGCGGAUACUUUGAGCUUCUCGGCUUUGACCCUGAGGUCGCCGCGGAGGUGUACAAAUUUAUUUCGAUCCAGCUGUGUCCGCCAGUGCUCGGCCAGUGUAUUGUCGAAAUGAUGGUCAACCCACCGAAGGAGGGCGAGCCGAGUUACGAGCUGUAUAAGCAAGAGUAUGACACCAUCUUCGCUGGCCUCAAGAAGCGCGCAUACGCCCUCUACGAGGCAUUCAAGCGCAUGGAGGGUGUCGAGUGCGAUGAGCCACAAGGCUCCAUGUACCUCUUCCCCACCAUCAAGCUCCCGCAAAAGGCCAUUGAGCAAGCGAAGAAAGAAGGCCGCGAGCCCGAUGAGUUCUACUGCUUCCGCAUGCUCGAUGCCACGGGCGUGUGCGUUGUCGCAGGUUCUGGCUUUGGCCAGAAAGAAGGCACGCUGCAUUUCAGAACCACGUUUUUGGCGCCAGGCACCGAGUGGACGAAUAGGCUGGUCAAAUUCCACGAGGACUUUAUGGCCGAGUUCAAGUAAGCUGCUUAUAGGAUACGUCCUUUGGGAGACGUCGUAUAGGCUUGCUAUGAAAUGAAAUGACGGAAUGAACUUCUUCAAU